AUGUUUCCAAGGACAACAACUAUGGUUACAGUGGGCGGUCUGGUCGGUGGAGGAGAUUCAGAAUUGCUGGGGAUCCUUCGACCGUAUUAUUCAAUGGUGGAUAUGUCUGCCAAUGGAAACAAGCAGGGAAUGGGCUCCUAUCUUCAUGUGUUGCCUGAUUCAAAGGAAGGAGACGAACCUAUCUACACAUUGGGUGCCUCAUUCUAUGGUGGUUUGGAGCCAGCUGGAGCAAAAAUGGGCUACAUGACUCGCCCAUUCGGAUAA
Messenger RNA from Haemonchus placei, 264 nucleotides. Lineage: Eukaryota; Metazoa; Nematoda; Chromadorea; Rhabditida; Trichostrongylidae. The record is from the annotation of a GenBank genome assembly.